GGCUGCCCAGCGCUCGACGCAACGAUGCUGCGGCGACCGCAAUGAUGCUCGUCGCCCUGCUCCUCGCCACGGCCACAACAGCCAAAGGAGGCCUCAUCGACGCCAUCGGCCGAGAUGUCGGACUCACGAGAUCACAAGAGGUCGACGAGGCCCACGGCGCGCGCAUGCUGCAAGAUGCGAACGAUGGCCGGCCCGACAACUUGUAUUUUGCUGCUCUGUUGCAUUUGUACGGGAAGGGGGGUGUCAGCGAAUCGCCGAAGCAAGCGCUAAUUCAUUUCCGCAGAGCAGCCGAACAGGGCCACGCCGGCGCCAUGGUCGCGCUCGGGACAUUAACAAGAGCGGGCCACGGCAUCGCCAAGGACGAGAAGAGCGCGUUAGCUUGGUUCCGCGAGGCGGCGCGGCGCAAUCAUGCUGAUGGGAUGUGGCUCCUCGGCCAGUCGCUCUUGCAGGGUUCGGGGUGCGACGUGGAUUUCGAUGGAGCCAAGAAGUGGCUGACCGAAGCGGCCCAGCAGGAAAGUUACGAUGCGUUGCACUGGCUCGGGGUCAUGCACGAAUAUGGUCUAGGGCUGGAGAGGGACACAAGAAAAGCACGAGCUUUGUACGAGACGGCGGCUAGUAAUGGCCACGCCAUGGCCGAAUAUCAUUUAGCGCUGAUGCACGCCUACGGGGACCGGCCGGGCACGCCGCAGGACCUGCCGCGGGCGUUGACGCUUUUCCAAAAAGGCGCGGCGCGGAACCACGGCGGGUCCUGCUUUAACCUGGGGCGGAUGACGAUGUACGGCCAGGGGACGCCCGUCGACUACGACGUGGCGCGGUACUGGUUCUCUAGAGCUAUUGCCUGUGUGGAAAUCAAAUUUGCUCGAUAGCGUGGCGGUGCCGGUUCCUCACCGCUCAGUGCGGACACGAUUUAUUUCCACACAGGCCAUCGCCACGAACGACGUCGCGAUCGGUGACGUGGCGCGGACGGCCCUCGAGGAGUUGGAAAAGGGCAUCAAGGAGGCGUCCGACUUCGAGGACGAGCUCUUCGAGGAGUUUGAUCGGAUGAAUCAGCCGCCCGAGAGCGCGUACGCGUGGAUCGACUAAUUUUGAUUGUUGUUAAGACAGACUAGACCUGCGCCCGCCGGCGCGACACCCGUAGCCUUCCUAGCAGCAUUGUUACUCUUGCUAAUCUGGACA
Pelagomonas calceolata is the source of this 1176-nucleotide messenger RNA. The record is from the annotation of a GenBank genome assembly. NCBI's taxonomy places the organism in Eukaryota, Pelagophyceae, Pelagomonadales, Pelagomonadaceae.